AAUUUUUAUUUUUUUCCUAGCUUACAGAAUUGUUGGUGAAAAAAAUGAUUUGUUUUGAUUCCUGGUCUUUGAUCUGGAACCUGCUUUGUUUCUGGAAGAUUUUAGAAUCUUCUCUUUGUUUCCAGUGUCAUAAAAUUUUACAGAAUUCUGUGACCAGUUGAAGAACAGGGCUGGAGGGUCUCAACAUAAAAUACUUUUACUUAAGCUUUAUUUUCAGUAUGCUACCAUUGUUCUCAUUUGUGUCCCCUGUUUCAGAGACCCUGUGUUUUAAAUAUUCCAGAGGGGAAAUCUCUAGUAUUCUGCCAUGUUUUUCCCCACAAGUACUAAUAGGAAAGAUGGCUGAUAUUAACCUCAAAGAAGUAACCUUAAUAGUAGGUGUAGUUGCUGCCUGCUAUUGGAACAGCCUCUUUUGUGGUUUUGUUUUUGACGAUGUUUCGGCGAUACUUGAUAAUAAAGAUCUUCAUCCAUCUACACCUUUAAAAACUUUAUUUCAGAAUGACUUCUGGGGAACCCCUAUGUCUGAGGAGAGAAGCCACAAAUCUUACCGUCCCUUAACAGUAUUGACUUUUCGUUUAAAUUAUCUGUUUAGUGAACUAAAACCAAUGUCAUAUCAUCUCCUAAAUAUGAUUUUUCAUGCUGUGGUUAGUGUAAUAUUUCUUAAAGUCUGCAAACUUUUUCUGGAGAACCGGAGUAGUGUGAUUGCUUCUUUACUUUUUGCAGUACAUCCAAUACACACUGAAGCAGUAACAGGAGUUGUAGGAAGAGCAGAACUUUUGUCAUCUAUCUUUUUUCUAGCUGCAUUUUUGUCAUAUACCAAAUCAAAAGGACCAGAUAAUUCCAUAGUGUGGACUCCAAUUGCAUUGACAGUGUUUUUAGUGGCUGUUGCAACAUUGUGUAAAGAACAAGGAAUAACAGUUGUGGGAAUUUGCUGUGUAUAUGAAGUGUUUAUUGCCCAGGGGUAUACUUUGCCAUUAUUAUGUACUGCUGCUGGACAGUUUCUCCGUGGAAAGGGUAGUAUACCAUUUUCUAUGCUGCAGACACUAAUAAAACUCAUUGUCUUGAUGUUCAGUACAUUAUUACUUGUUGUGAUUAGAGUCCAGGUCAUUCAAUCCCAACUUCCAGUAUUCACCAGAUUUGAUAACCCAGCUGCUGUAAGCCCAACUCCUACAAGGCAGCUAACUUUUAACUACCUCCUUCCUGUGAAUGCUUGGCUUCUAUUAAAUCCUUCAGAGCUCUGCUGUGAUUGGACCAUGGGAACAAUACCACUUAUAGAGUCAUUACUGGAUAUUCGAAAUCUGGCCACAUUUACUUUCUUUUGCUUUCUGGGAGCUUUGGGAAUAUUCAGUCUCCGAUACCCUGGUGAUUCUUCCAAGACUGUUCUAAUGGCACUUUGCUUAAUGGCAUUACCAUUUAUUCCUGCAUCAAACCUUUUUUUUCCAGUUGGAUUUGUUGUUGCUGAGCGAGUAUUAUAUGUUCCUAGCAUGGGGUUCUGUAUUUUGGUAGCCCAUGGAUGGCAGAAAAUAUCAAACAAAAGUGUUUUAAAAAAGCUAUCCUGGGUUUGUCUGUCUAUGGUGAUACUCACUCAUGCCUUAAAAACGCUCCACAGAAAUUGGGAUUGGGAAUCUGAAUAUACACUGUUUAUGUCAGCCUUAAAGGUAAAUAAAAAUAAUGCCAAACUAUGGAAUAAUGUGGGUCAUGCUCUGGAAAAUGAAAAGAAUUUUGAGAAAGCUUUAAAAUACUUCUUACAGGCUACCCACGUUCAGCCAGAUGAUAUUGGUGCCCAUAUGAAUGUAGGAAGAACUUAUAAAAAUUUAAAUAGAACCAAAGAAGCUGAAGAAUCUUACAUGAUGGCUAAAUCACUGAUGCCUCAAAUUAUUCCUGGUAAAAAAUAUGCAGCAAGAAUUGCCCCUAACCACCUAAAUGUUUAUAUCAAUCUGGCUAACCUGAUUCGAGCAAAUGAGUCCCGACUGGAAGAAGCAGAUCAACUGUACCGACAAGCAAUAAGCAUGCGGCCUGACUUCAAGCAGGCUUACAUUAGCAGAGGAGAAUUACUUUUAAAAAUGAAUAAACCUCUCAAAGCAAAAGAAGCAUAUCUUAAAGCACUAGAGCUGGACAGAAAUAAUGCAGAUCUUUGGUAUAACUUGGCAAUUGUAUAUAUCGAACUUAAAGAACCAAAUGAAGCUUUGAAAAACUUUAAUCAUGCUUUAGAACUAAAUCCAAAGCAUAAGCUAGCAUUAUUCAAUUCUGCUAUAUUAAUGCAAGAAUCAGGUGAGAUUAAACUCAGACCUGAAGCUAGAAAAAGACUUCUGAGCUAUGUAAAUGAAGAGCCACAAGAUGCUAAUGGCUAUUUCAAUUUGGGAAUGCUUGCCAUGGAUGACAAAAAGGACACUGAAGCAGAAAUUUGGAUGAAGAAAGCCAUAAAAUUACAAGCCGACUUCAGAAGUGCUUUGUUUAAUCUGGCUCUCCUGUAUUCUCAGACUGCAAAAGAACUAAAAGCUUUGCCAAUUUUGGAAGAGUUACUCAGAUACUAUCCUGAUCAUAUCAAGGGUCUCAUUUUGAAGGGAGACAUUUUGAUGAAUCAAAAGAAAGAUAUACUUGGAGCAAAAAAAUGUUUUGAAAAGAUUUUGGAGUUGGAUCCAAGCAAUGUGCAAGGAAAACACAAUCUUUGUGUUGUUUAUUUUGAAGAGAAGGACUUAUUAAAAGCUGAAAGGUGCCUGGUUGAAACAUUGGCAUUAGCACCACAUGAAGAAUAUAUUCAGCGCCAUUUGGGUAUAGUCAGGGAUAAAAUUUCUUCAUCUAGUUUUGCAGAAGAGUUAAUAUUCCCAACUAGGAAGGCUUCAGGUGUAGAAGAAGGAGAAAAAAAUCCAACUGAAAGUGUAAAAGAAAUUGUAAGUGAAUCCAGACCGACACAAAUAACAAAAACAAGUGAUGAUAAAAGUCAGUCUAAAUCUAACAAACAAUUAGGAAAAAAUACAGACAAAGAGACUCCCCACAAAACAACAAAAGACAUCAAAGAAAUUGAAAAGAAAAGAAUUGCUGCUUUAAAAAGACUGGAAGAGAUUGAACGUAUUUUAAAUGGUGAAUAGCAUUAUUAUUUAUCAUGUGACAAUGGUUAUCAAAGAACUUCAAUCUGUAUCAUGUGAUUGCUUGUAUUAAGAGCUCUAAAAAUAUCAAGGAUACAUAACAGUCUAUUGUGAACUAUCUCUACAUAGCACUAAAAUAACAUUUUCAUUAAAGAACUGUGUUUCCUAGGAUAUAUAUUAUAUAAAAGUUUUCAGAGUUUUGGUGAAUAUAACAAAUAUUAAAUUGUAGGUGACAAAUUUGCAACUUUUAUUAUAGAAGGAAGGUUUUUCUGGCACAAUAAUCUUUGCUACCCAAUUAAAAGCUGAGACCUAAAUGAUAAUCCCUUCAGGGCCAAUCCAACAUGUGCUGGUUUAUUCUGUGAAUUCCCAUUUAUUAGCCUACUUCAUUUUUCCUUUACUUCUUGGAAUUUAGCUAUGGAUUGAAAACACUUACUGAACACAUUGUUUUCAUUCACUAAUUUUGUUUAACCAAGGGACUUUGCACUACAAAAGAAUACUGGCUUUCUUUAUGUUGUAUUUUUUGGUUGAAUUUUAGAAGGAAUGAUGGAUGAAAUAUUUUUUAAAAAGUAAUUUGACAUGUUAGCUUAAGAAUGUAUUUUCAUAAUCACAUGUCCUUAAUGUCGCUCUAAAAUGCAAUUUUUAAGCAGGUAAAGUUUUACACACACACACAUAUAUAUAUAUACUCAUAUAUACAUACACACAUUUCUAAUGGUGCUUAUAUAUACUGCUGAGUUUUGGGGGAAGGGGUUUGGUGUUUUUCAUUUGUUUUUUACUUAUUGAUAAUGUCACAGCAUGAAUCACAUAAUCAUGAUUUUUUUUUAUUUCUACUCCCCAAACUAUUCAUAUUUCAUAGGAUCAUAAUCAUAUUGAGAAAUCCCAAUAACCCUAACUUUAAACUUUGAGUUAUAAUAUAGUAAAUUUCUCUUUCAUCUUA
Microcebus murinus (gray mouse lemur) is the source of this 4017-nucleotide messenger RNA. Lineage: Eukaryota; Metazoa; Chordata; Mammalia; Primates; Cheirogaleidae. The record is from RefSeq and is a predicted model, not a curated record.